AGUUUCACCGCCUGGCCUCUUUCCCUCUCCAGUUCUUAGACAGUAUGUUCGCUCUAUGACUACGUCGCACCGUUUUGAAUGGGAGUCGUUCCGAGAUGGUUUUAUUAUUACUGUGAAGCUGCUAAGAAAAUAACCCGAUAGAUGGGAUGCAUGAUAAUCUUUUUUUGGUGGGUGGCAGUGGUGUAAUUCCAGGCAAUAGGAGUUUUGCAUCCUACAGCAUUUUUCCUCCAGCAGUUUUGCAAAGUAAGCUGGUUCGACGCUGCAUCGAUAGCAUUAUCAGCAUCAUCUUUGGCAUUUUCUUCUCCAAGAAGGCUGCAAUCACUCUUCAGGAUCCCAACAUCAAGUAUGCCUUGCGUCUCAUCGACAAAGAGAUCAUCAGCCAUGAUACCAGGAAGUUCAAAUUCGCCCUGCCCACCCCAGAGCACAUCCUGGGGCUGCCCACUGGACAGCACAUUUACCUGUCUGCCAAGGUAGAUGGGCAACUGGUGGUCAGGCCCUACACACCUGUGUCCAGUGAUGACGACAAGGGUUUUGUAGACCUGGUGGUCAAGAUCUAUUACAAAAACGUCCACCCCAAGUUCCCUGACGGUGGAAAGAUGACCCAGUACUUGGAGAGCUUGCGGAUUGGCGAUACCAUCGAUUUCCGUGGGCCCAGUGGUCUGUGCGUCUAUAAGGGCAAAGGAAAGUUUGCCAUCAAACCGGACAAGAAGUCUGAGCCAGGGAUGAAGACAGCCAAACAUGUGGGCAUGAUCGCGGGUGGAACGGGGAUCACCCCUAUGCUGCAGAUCAUCACCGCUGUGAUGAAGGACCCAGAGGACAAGACUGUGUGCCAUUUACUCUUUGCCAACCAGACUGACAAGGACAUUUUGCUCCGUCCUGAGCUGGAGGAGAUUCUGGCUACUCACCCGUCCCGUUUCAAGCUGUGGUUCACCGUGGACCGGGCACCUGAGGAUUGGCAGUACAGCCAAGGAUUCAUCAGUGAGGAUAUGGUGCGGGACCACCUUCCUCCCCCAGGAGAGGACACCCUGGUGCUCAUGUGUGGCCCCCCGCCUAUGAUCCAGUUCGCCUGCAACCCCAACCUGGACAAGGUGGGCCACGAGGCCCACAGGAGGUUCAUCUUCUAACCCCGUUUCCCUGUCGGGUGACAGCGGGGGCCAUUUCGGUGCGUCUAGGGCAAGCAAACGUUCAUAUUCCCCUGCUGAAUAGUGCUUGGCUUUGAUCGACCCCCCCCCCCCCGGAUCUGUUCCAUGGACCAUCCAGGACCAAAAAAAUGAUGAGAAAACCCUUUACCACUCAUUCCAGUUAUACUGAAGUCAAAUUGGUUGAAAAAAUAGGAAAUUUAAUAGAAAUUAGAAAUAGAAUAGUAAUUUAACUAGUUGACUAACACGGAAUGACAUUUGCGUUCAUCUGACAGUUUCGAUCCUCGGACUACCAAUAUAAAAUUGAGGCGUUUUUAUUUAAUCGUUGCUUCGCAUUUCAGUAUAUCUGACUAUCCGCACAGCACCUUGACUUUAUGCAUGAAUUAAUCAAGCCUAAGCUAUGAAGAUCAGUAAACAUUAAAACGGGACCUAAUGCCACCAAACCCCUACUUUAAGGGUUAUCAAUGGCCUCACCAUCUUAUUUUCAUGGUUACCAUGGGGCCACCAUCACUGGGUCAAAUUAUUAUUUGGAAUACUUGACUUUUUUUGAGAGAGAAAAAAGACCAAAAAAUUUUUCUGUGGUGACACUAGAAGUUUGAGCUUGAUGACUACCUUUGCCGAUUCAACGACUCAGCAAAGUCUCUCAAAGCCCUUUAUUGAACAUUUGGGAAGAAAAGUUACAGACAACAAAUUUAAAGGGGAUCAAAUACUAUCAUUCAGAUGUUCAAUUGUAUUGAGGGGUUGACCACUGCUGUUCACCAUAUUUCUCCACAUUCCUGAUUCAAGACCGAGAAUCCGAAGACGUGUGGGAGAGGCUGCAGUUUUGGUUGGGCACCGAUUCCUCCUCAUGCAAUGUAUGUGAGCGAAUGUUGAAAUCUAAGAUCAAAGUAAGUGUUGAGACAAGUCUAUAGGGUGCACGGCAGCUGUUGAAUAUUUUACUGAAGUACUAGCACUUAACGGGGAGGGGCACUCCCCCUUACCGUAACCGACGAAUGGGUUGCUGCUAAACGUGAACCGCAAGAGCGUACUCCCAACGCGUCAGGUUUGGUCUGGCGUCAGUUGUGCUGAAAUGACAGACCCCUGAGCUGCGAGCAGCCAUUUUAGUUUGAGUUGGAAGAGGGAGGAGAUGCAUCAAUGCCGAUGGCAUCGAUUACUCUGACACUUGCUGUGCAUUUGAAAAAACAAGAACAACAAAAGGAAAAAUGCUCGGCAGUUCUAGGUCUGGCCUUUCUAGUGCUGAGGGCUUAGGGUGUAAAUAGACACAGAGAGUAGAAGACUAAAGCUGCAGCAAAUGUUGACUGAAGAGCUCCGUUCGGUCCAAAUGUAGUGCCUUUUUCCCCUGGGGCUGAGGCUGAGGCUGUUCCCAGUAAGCCCCCUAGUGGCCAAUUCCCAACUUGUGCUGUUCCCCUCUUUCGGCCAGUAAUGCCAGUCAAUGUAGCUGAUGAGCAAUUGACACUGACCGCACCACAAAGGGAAAUGGAUUUUGGUGAAUGUUGCGAUCGGAGACAACCGUGUGAUUUGGGUGUCUCAAACGCAACCUUUCAAUGCAGCAAUAUCAAACGCAUGAUGCGGCUGGGAUACAGUGGUUCGACUGGCGUGAUUUCUCAGAAAGUGAGUUUAUGCACUUUGUGUUAUUUUUGUGUGUUGUUUUGUUAACCGAGAAAACGUUUUUUCAGAUGUGUUGAGAUUCACACAUUUGCUGAUUGUCUGGACGCACAAUCUGGAACAAAAGCUGGGCUCAAUUAGAUGGUGCAUGAGUUGGAUGUUUGUGAUGGGAAAUGGGAAAAGUGGAUUUGUAAUCAGCAAUUUGAUUUUGGCCUUAUUGCUCAAUACACGAGUCAUUCAGUAUGUCGUUUGUAACUGCACACAGCCAUUUUGUUUAAAAGGGUUAUUUUUUUUGUGACGGGUGUCUUCCUUACAGUAGAGGUGUUCCAAGUUGUACUUUCGGGAUCAUCUGUGUAAAAUCUGUAUUCCUGAGAGUGAAAUCAAUCCCUUACACCCAAUUAUAGAGUAGUACCUAGACUGGUAUACUGAAAGCUCUACAAGAGUAUUAAACCAUAUUUUGUAUUGACCAUAGUACUGAUGUGUAAAUGCUGGCAGUAUGCGCAUUUGAUUGAAGCCACAGCUUAUAUUCUAAGAAAAGCUUGACAGUGAUUGUUACUGAAAUGCUUAUCCUUCUGUGGUUUGAUCAACCCAGUAAGGCUGCUAAAUAAACACGGAUGAAAAAGUG
Messenger RNA from Conger conger (European conger), 3369 nucleotides. RefSeq names its product NADH-cytochrome b5 reductase 3-like. The coding region runs from base 147 to 1124 and encodes 325 amino acids. The transcript has 9 exons. The record is from RefSeq and is a predicted model, not a curated record. Gene Ontology annotation, cellular component: mitochondrion. Gene Ontology annotation, molecular function: FAD binding; oxidoreductase activity. Lineage: Eukaryota; Metazoa; Chordata; Actinopteri; Anguilliformes; Congridae.